This is a messenger RNA of Vollenhovia emeryi, 945 nucleotides long. RefSeq lists its product as uncharacterized. NCBI's taxonomy places the organism in Eukaryota, Metazoa, Arthropoda, Insecta, Hymenoptera, Formicidae. The record is from RefSeq and is a predicted model, not a curated record. Bases 125 to 574 code for a protein of 149 amino acids. The transcript has a single exon.
GCCUUAAUUCGCCUGAAUAGGGCUGCGUUCGGAAAUACUAUCCUACGGGUGGAAUCGGGUGAACGAUGGUGGGGGCAGGGUGUACUCCGGGUGUGAAUAGUUUCCGAACAGCAAAUAAACGAAAAUGGCGGGUGAAGGGUCUCGGACAAAUAUUGUAGCCUGCGCCGUGGUUAUUGGACACGAAUUAAUAAAGAAAACUUUGGAUAGCUUAUAUCCAGAAAGUAGCGACGACGAAAUCGCUGAUAUAAUUGAAGAGGCAAAUCUUGUGGAAGGUCGGCUACGACUUGGUAAUCGAGGCUACUAUGAAGUUAGGGAACAAGUAUACGUCAAUGAAAUUAUACCAAGAUUUAGUGAUUUAGUGUUUCGUCAACAUUUUCGUAUGACCAGAACAACAUACGAAAAUUUCGAACGACGAUUAACUCCGGCAUUAAUGCAAAUAGGGAAGAAAGGAAGACCAAUGAUUCCAGUUAGAAAUCAGCUCCUGUCAGUUAUCUGGCUUCUGGCAAACCCCAGAUUCGUUUCGGUGAGUAACAGUUUUUCUAAUAAUAUAAGCAUCAAAUUCUUCAAUUCGUAAUGUAUACACUAACUAAAUGAGUGUUAUAGGUCUGUAGCAGAUCGUUUCAACAUGGGGAAGUCGAUUUUACAUGAUUCUUUCCGUAGAGUUGUGAGUGCUUUAAAUGACAUAGCAGAUAGUGUUAUUGUGUGGCCAAAAGGAGACAGAUUAACUGCUGUAAAAAAUAGAUUCCAUGAAAUUGGUGUCCUUCCAGAUGUUAUCGGAGCUAUUGACGGUUCUCAUAUACCCAUUCUUGCGCCACAUGUAAAACCAUUACAUUUAUGUGCUGAUUAUUUUCUCAUUGAUUGUAAUGACAUAAUUCAUCUUAUUUUUAUGUUCUUGUCUGUCCAGCUUCACUCUGAAUCAUACAGAACCAGAAAAUGUCAAUAUGC